Cuculus canorus (common cuckoo) is the source of this 2581-nucleotide messenger RNA. RefSeq names its product chloride channel protein ClC-Kb-like. The transcript is spliced from 19 exons. Gene Ontology annotation, cellular component: membrane. Bases 276 to 2321 code for a protein of 681 amino acids. NCBI's taxonomy places the organism in Eukaryota, Metazoa, Chordata, Aves, Cuculiformes, Cuculidae. The record is from RefSeq and is a predicted model, not a curated record. Gene Ontology annotation, molecular function: voltage-gated chloride channel activity. Gene Ontology annotation, biological process: chloride transport; transmembrane transport.
UCCUGCCUAUUAUUAAGGAAUAAUAAUGAUAAUUCAUUAAAAUACUUAUUAAAUACUCCUCGUUCCGGGAUGUAUUUGAGGACUUGGAGCUUGGAGGUGGCAGGAGGGGGGGGGGGAAACCCAGCUCACUCCGGCUUGAGCGGGUCCGUUGGCUUCGUCAAGGUCGUUUUUAAUGAGCUCGUUUGCAAACUCAGUCUGGUGGUGGAGGCCGAGGAGGGAGAAGCAGUGAGGGGGUGCUGAGGAACAGGGGGUCCUGUCCCCUAAAACAUCGCAGGAUGGAGCAACCCGUCCCCGUGGGGCUACAGGAGGAGGAGAGGGUGCUGGUGUCGGAGAAGAGCUGGAGACCCUGUCCCAAAGCCCGGAGGAGGCUCCGAGGGUGCCUGGAGUGGGUGAAGCGGCAGCUUUUCCGCGUCGGGGAGGACUGGUAUUUCCUCUUCAUCCUGGGGGUCCUCAUGGCCACCAUCAGCUUCAUGAUGGACCUCAUCAUCCACAGGCUCUUCGAGGCCCACCGGUGGCUUUACCGCGAGGUUGGUGACAUCCUGGUGCUCAAGUACCUCUCGUGGACCAUGUACCCCAUGGCGUUAGCAGCCUUCUCCACCGGCUUCUCCCAAAGCAUCACCCCACACUCGGGAGGCUCUGGCAUCCCGGAGCUGAAGACCAUCCUGACCGGCGUGGUGCUGGAAGACUAUUUGGCCAUCCAGAACUUCGGAGCCAAGGUGGUGGGUUUGACCUGCACCCUGGCAUGUGGCAGCACCAUUUUCCUCGGCAAAUUGGGUCCCUUUGUCCACCUCUCCGCCAUGGCCGCGGCAUAUCUGGGGAAGAUGCGGACUUCAGUCACAAAGGAGUACGAGAACAAGUUCAAGCAGAACGAGAUGCUGGUUGCCGCGCAAGCCGUUGGAGUGGCCACGGUUUUCGGGGCACCCAUCAGCGGGGUGCUCUUGAGCAUCGAGGUGAUGUCCUCCCACUUCGCCGUGCGGGAUUACUGGCGGGGCUUCUUCUCGGCCACCUGCGGCGCCUUCAUGUUUCGCCUCCUCGCCACCUUCAACAGCGAGCAAGAAACCAUCAUUGCUAUUUUUAAGAGCAACUUCCAGAUUGAUUUCCCCUUCGACCUCCUGGAGACCUUCUUUUUUGCCAUUGUGGGGGUCGCCUGUGGCCUGGUGGCCUGUGCCUACCUGUGGUGCCAGCGCUGGCUGCUGGCGGCUGUCGGGGAGAUGCGGCUCACGGCCAAGCUGCUGCGCACUGAUAAGCCCAUCUACACGGUGCUGGUGGUUCUUCUUCUCGCCUCCAUCACCUUCCCGCCCGGGUUGGGGCAGCUGAUGGCCUCCAGGCUCACCAUGAAGGAAUAUCUCAUCUCUCUCUUUGACAACCGCACUUGGGGUGAACUGGUCCCCAACACCUCCUCCACAGUUGGCCCUGAGGAGCUCUGGCAGGAGUGGUACCACCCUUUGGCCACCACCUUCGGCACUUUGGCCUUCUUCCUCGUGAUGAAGUUCUGGAUGCUGAUCCUGGCCACCACGCUGCCCCUGCCCGCUGGCUACUUCAUGCCCAUCUUCGUCUACGGAGCCGCCCUCGGCCGCUUUCUCGGGGAGGUGGUGGCCCUGCUGUUCCCCCGGGGGCUCCGCUCGGCUGGGACCCCGCGCCCCAUCACCCCCGGCGGCUACGCCCUGGCCGGCGCUGCCGCCUUUUCAGGCUCGGUCACCUACUCCCUGUCCACGGCGUUGCUGGUGUGUGAGGCCACCGGCCACCUGGGCCACGUCCUCCCCAUCGUUCUGGCCGUGCUGGUGGCCAACGCCAUCACCCAGAAACACCAACCGUCCUUCUACGACGGCACCAUCAUCGUCAAGAAGCUGCCCUACCUGCCCCCCAUCCGCAGCCGGCACAUGGCCUCCUACAGAGUGAUGGCGGAGGAGUUUAUGGAGCGCCAGGUGGUGACCUUGGCCAAGGACUGUGGCUUCGAGGAGGUGCUGGCAGCCUUGGAUGCCUCCACCGAUGCCGAAUACCCCGUGGUGGAGAGUGCAGGGUCACCAACACUGGUGGGCACCGUCAGCAGAGCCCAGCUGGUCACCUUCCUCCAGAGCCACCAGCAUCCCCAAGCUCCCCCAGAGGAGAAGCCGGCCACUGUGGGGACACUUGGGGACAGCUGCACCAUCGAGCCCAUCAUGCUCCAGCUCUCACCGUGGACCUCCUUGCACCAGGCCCAUCACCUCUUUGAGCUGCUGAAGCUGCAGCGCAUCUUCGUCACCCACUGCGGGAACGUGGUGGGAUCCGUCAGCCGCGUGGAGCUGCGGAGAGCGAUCGAGGACCUCGCCAACCCCAAGUGAUGGCUUUGGGGGACCCCAAGGGACCAGGGUUGUCACCCAUGGAAAGAGGGGGAACCUGUCCCCUCCCGGGGGGGACCCCGACAUCUAGGGGGGGAUCUCUGGCAGAGGGUCUGCAUUAAAUACACCGGCCCUGCAGCUCCCUCUGCUUCCUCCUCCUCCUCCUCCUUCUUCUCCUCUUCUUCCUCCUUCUCCUCCUUUCCCUCCUCCUUCUCCUUCUCCUCUUCCUCCUCCUUCUCCUCUUCUUCCUCCUUCUCCUCCUC